Rotaria sp. Silwood2 is the source of this 498-nucleotide messenger RNA. Lineage: Eukaryota; Metazoa; Rotifera; Eurotatoria; Philodinida; Philodinidae. The record is from the annotation of a GenBank genome assembly.
AUGAAAGAUGAAGAUUUUUUACUACUGGGAGAAUUGAAAAAACCUCGACAAGCAACAUGGAAUCAUGUGCAAACAGAAGUACGUACUGAUGACUCGCUCGGUUCAAAAGCACUUCUUCUAAUAAAUGAACAUCUGGUUGCUAUGAGUGAAAGUAAUAGAAGAAUAGAAGAAAAACUUGAAAAGAUCGAAAUCAAAUUGAAUCAGACAGCUCUAUAUACAGAACUACACCAAACUACAAUAGUCGAGCUGAUAGAACAUGUUCGUCUACUCAUUCAUCAUAUUAUCUGGCCGGUGACGAAGCAAGUUAAUUCGGCGUUACUGAAUUCUACAUCAGGUUUACAAUCUGCCUUUGAUAAAUUGACUGAAUUAAAUAUUAAUUUAUGCAAUGACUAUGAAAUAAGACGUAAGCGUGGAAAAUCAUCGCCUAUGCAAAAUAAAUUAUCAUCAACAGCUGAAGAAAUAAUCAGUGGCAACGCAUUAAACGUGAAACAAUCAUAA